This is a messenger RNA of Xyrauchen texanus (razorback sucker), 9086 nucleotides long. Its product is annotated as plexin-B3-like. The transcript is spliced from 35 exons. The record is from RefSeq and is a predicted model, not a curated record. Gene Ontology annotation, molecular function: protein binding; semaphorin receptor activity. The coding region runs from base 143 to 5806 and encodes 1887 amino acids. NCBI's taxonomy places the organism in Eukaryota, Metazoa, Chordata, Actinopteri, Cypriniformes, Catostomidae. Gene Ontology annotation, cellular component: semaphorin receptor complex. Gene Ontology annotation, biological process: regulation of GTPase activity; positive regulation of axonogenesis; negative regulation of cell adhesion.
UGUACACAAGCACAAUGGGAUUUACCGGGUUCACAUUUAAGCGCUUUUUUUGUUGUUGUUUUUAAAAAAAUAACAAGUGUUUCGCUUUGACUACAAAGAGGAUGAAACGCAGUGCCGCUGAUUGAACAGGUGAGGGAGUGCCAUGCCAGCUGCUGCUCCCCUGUUGCUGCUCCUCGCCAACCUGUGGUGGCCUAUGGUAUUGCCCCUGGCCCACGGACAUCUUCACAGCUCCCUCACAUUCACCUCCCUCGAUGGCUCCCGCCUCAAUCACCUCCUGCUUGAUAAUAGCUCAGGACAGGUCUACGUGGGGGGAGUUAAUGUGCUCUAUCACCUCUCUAAAGACCUGCAGCUUCUUUCAAGGGGAAAAACCGGGCCCAAACUGGACAGUCCGGACUGCCUUCCCCCCAUCGACCCCACCGAUUGCACUCACGCUGAAACCACGGACAACACCAACAAACUUCUGUUAUUAGAAGAAGUGGAAGGAGAGCGUCCACGUAGCCUGAUCGUGUGUGGGACGGUGCUACAAGGCAUCUGUGAGAAGCGGAGUCUGGAGAACGUUUCACAGGUCCUGUACAAGACUGACAACCCUGUGGACACUCAGUAUGUGGCAGCAAACGAUCCUCGUGUGUCCACAGUGGGUGUGGUGGUGGAACAGAAAGGAGUUUUGCUUAUGCUCGUUGGGCGAGGCUACACCAGUAAAGGACCCGGUGGCAUUCCACCAAUCACUAUGCGCCGUUUGGCCCCAAACGGUCAGAACUCUGUGCCAGCGUUCUCCCACGAAGAACUUGGUAAGCUGGUCGUCGGUAGCUACUCAGAAUACAACAACCACUUUGUGAAAGCGCUCCACCACAACAAUUAUGUUUACUUCGUUUUCUCUCGGCGUGACGUGUGGGGUAAACGGGAGUACAGGACAUAUGUUUCAAGGCUCUGUGCAGGUGACCCCAAUUUCUACUCGUAUGUGGAGGUGCCACUCUCCUGCGUUGGAGGAUACAAUCUGGCACAGGCAGCCAUGCUUGGCAUGCACUUUGAACAACCUGCGUUGUUUGUGGCCAUGGCCAUGGGGCAAGCAUCAACCCCCACGCCCACAGACAAGUCAGCUCUUUGUGUGUACAAGGUGGAAGAUCUGGAUAAAGCUCUGCAUGGUGCUCAGCUGCUGUGUUACACACAGGAGGGAAAAGACCGCAAUAACAAGGAGAAGGCUUACAUCGAGUACGAAGUGUCUUCCAGUUGCUUGAAACUCCCGCAGGAUUCUUUGACGGAGUACCCCUGUGGAGAGGAACACACACCUAGCCCUAUUGCAAGUGCCAUUCCUCUUGAGUCCACGCCCGCUUUCACCUGGACUCCACCCAUCACCGCCGUCACCACGGCAACUGAGGUUGGCCACACCAUCGUACUGUUAGGAGACAAAAGCGGAAGGCUUCACAAGGUGUUCCUCAAUGCAAAUGGAACCGGCACCAAAUAUGACACUGUGGAGGUGGAUACAGAGAGUUCCAUUAACGCUGACCUGCUGUUGGACUCCUCCAAACAGAACGUCUAUAUGUUGACAGAAAGAAAGGUUACAAAGCUGCAGGUGUCUCAGUGUGAGAAGUAUUUAGACUGCCACUCAUGUCUGUCUAACAGAGAUCCCUACUGCGGUUGGUGUUCACUGGAGGGCAGAUGCACACGGAAGAUGGAUUGUGCACGGCAUGCUCAGCCACACCACUGGCUAUGGAGUUACGGCCUUGAACGUCAGUGUGUGUCCAUAGAGAGUCUAGAACCCGCCGUCCAGAGCAGAGAACAGCAGACACAGAUCUCUUUCACAGUUCUACAGUUGCCAGUUUUGUCAAAGGAUGAGUCUCUGUCUUGCGCUUUUGGGAGUUUGGCUGCUCAGCCUGCGGUUGUCAUGGAGAACCGAAUCACAUGUCAAUCACCCGCACCAGAAGAGCUCCCCCCCAGCCCGUUAGGCAACGAUCACGUGUCUGUUCGAAUGGCGCUGAAGUUUGGAGACGUGACCAUUUCCUACACAAACAUCACUUUUUAUGACUGUAAAACUGUCGGACAACUCAACGCAACAUCACCGUGCAUGGCGUGUGUGAGCAGUAUGUGGCCAUGUCACUGGUGUGUGAAGGAUGAGCUCUGCACUCAUGAUAAAAGUUGCCCGCAACAACACGCCAUCUAUAACAGCAGGGAGCAGUUGACACCUCGAGGGCCCGACUCUUGCCCCUGUGUUUGGGCCCUGCAAAGUUCGCCACUGGUUCCUGUUGGCUUUGACACUGAGAUCUCUCUACAGGGCAAAAACCUGGACAUAUUUGAGGACGAGGAAGAUUAUGAAUGCGUGCUGAUCAUCGAAGGCAGGGAGCUGCGUUUACAGGCCACGUUGGACCGCAGCAAAGAGACGGGGGUGCAUGUGUUCAAGUGCGCAGCUCAUCAGUUUCAGUACUCAGGAAAGCAGUUUGAAUAUUCAGCCCCUGUAUACCUGCAGUGGGGGAAGCAGCGUAUAGAUUCAGCACCACAUCUCCGUCUGCAGCUGUAUGACUGCUCAGUGGGACAGUCCGACUGCAGUCAGUGUCGUGCGGUUGCUGCCGAUUACGGGUGUGUGUGGUGUGGUGAUGAAACUCACAGCUGUCUUUAUAACCAAUCAUGCACCAGUGGAUCUGUUGACACUUGCCCUCCCCCACUCAUUGCUCAGGUCGAGCCACUGACCGGGCCACUAGAGGGCGGCAUUCUACUGACAAUCCAAGGCUCGAACCUGGGCCAGAGCUUCCAGGACAUCCAGGCGGGAGUAAUGGUGGCAGGGGUUACCUGCAGACCUCUGCCCGAGGCCUAUCGCAUAUCCACUAGCAUCGUGUGUGAACUUCAGACCAGUGCAAAUGUUACCGCUGGGCCAGUUGUCAUCACUGUCAGAGGGUCGGAGAUAGGAGAGUCUCAACAGACGUUCUCGUAUCAGAACCCACAGCUGACCCGGAUUGUACCUGGAAAGGGUCCUUUAGCUGGAGGCACGAUGCUCACAGUUCAUGGGUCUCAACUCCUGACGGGACAAAAAACAGAGCAAAGAACCGACCAGAUAACAGGCCUGCAGGCAUUCGUGGGCUCUCAGCCCUGUCGCAUAGAUGGAGUGAGUGACACUCAGCUGAUCUGUCGCACCAGUCACUCAAACCAAAAGGAAAAUGUGUCAGUCAAAGUCUUGUUUGGAAGGGCAGAAAGGAUUGUGGAUACUGUCCAAUUCAGCUAUAUGGAAGAUCCAGUCAUUACUGAUGUAACCCCUACAGAUAGUUUCUAUGGAGGAGGGCGUGUUUUAUAUCUGACCGGACAACACCUUGACGUUGUUCAACAGCCAAAGAUGUCAGUUUCUGUUGAGCCGAGAGGAACAUUUGAAGCCAGAAAGCGGCGUUACAGUCACGUUUCUGUCAGGAGUCCCCUGAUAACGAGACAAGAGUUGUGCACUAACGUUACCUCAGAGCAGAUGAUUUGCCGAAGUCCCACAUUGCCAAGGGAUUCCAGGAUCGUGCGAGUGUGGUUCGAGAUGGACAACGUGCACAUUGACUUUCACACCAUCAAAAGCACACAUUUUAAAUACCACUCAAACCCAGAGUUAUUCCCGCUCAACAGCGAGGCCCCGGGAACGGCCAUCCGCUUCAAACCUGGAGGAGUGCUGGCUGUAGAGGGUAAGGGACUGACUCUGGCCAUGAGCAGAGAGGAAGUUCUGGCACAGCUGGGAGAUAAAGAGUGUUACGUGAAGACUCUGGAUAACACACACCUAUACUGUGAACCACCUGAGGAACAGCCUCUCGCUGUGGGCGACGGCGACUUACCCAGCCUCAAAGUGUUAAUGGGAAGCCUAGAGUUUGAUUUGGGUCUAGUGCAGUACGACAAUGAUCUUCAUUCCCCAGUGCCUCUAGCUGCUCAAGUCGGACUGGCAGCGGGGGCAGCAGUGGUCGUACUCAUCGUACUGGUCAUCAUUCUCAUGUACAGGAGGAAGAGUAAACAGGCUCUGAGAGACUAUAAAAAGGUUCUGGUCCAGCUAGAGACUCUGGAAAUAAAUGUUGGAGAUCAGUGCAGAAAAGAGUUUACUGAUCUGAUGACUGAGAUGAUGGAUCUCAGCAGUGACGUUGGUGGACCUGGAAUUCCCUUUUUGGAUUACCGCACAUAUGCAGAGCGCGUUUUCUUUCCCGGCCAGAAGGGGGCGCCACUGAGUCAGAACCUGGACCUGCCAGAUUCUCGCAGACAGACUGUGGAGCAAGGCCUGGCUCAACUUAAUAACCUGCUCAACAACAGACUCUUCCUCAUACGGUUCAUUCAUACCCUGGAAGCACAGCAAAAUUUCUCACAGAGGGACAGAGGUUACGUUGCAUCUCUUCUCACGAUGGCUCUGCAUGAUAAGCUGGAGUACUUCACUGAUGUCAUGAAGAAUUUACUGGGGGAUUUGGUGCAGCAAUAUGUGGCCAAGAACCCCAAACUCAUGCUGCGCAGGACUGAAACGGUUGUGGAGAAGAUGCUGACCAACUGGAUGUCCAUCUGUCUCUACUCUUUUCUCAAGGAGGUUGCUGGAGAGCCUCUCUACAAGUUGUACAGGGCUAUUAAGUACCAGGUGGAUAAAGGACCAGUGGAUGCAGUGACGGGCAAAGCAAAACGCACUCUCAAUGACAGUCACCUUCUCAGAGAGGACAUAGAAUACUGCUCAGUUACUCUGACAGUGCUGGUAAAGAGUGGUGUCGAGGUCCAGCCCUGUCCUGUUAAAGUUCUGGACUCUGACACCAUAACUCAGGUUAAAGAUAAAAUCCUGGACCAGAUCUAUAAAGGAGCUCCUUAUUCCCAGAGACCAGCCGCAGACUCAUUGGACCUUGAGUGGCGAUCAGGUCAGGCGGGUCACCUGACUCUUUCAGAUGAUGAUGUCACAGCCAUCGUUCAGGGUCGCUGGAAACGGAUCAACACUUUACAGCACUACAAGGUGCCUGAUGGGGCCACCGUGGCUCUCAUCCCUCGUUCCCAGAGUUCUCAUGGAGUAAAUCAGGUGUACCAGACCGGAGAGAAAACUCCUAUGCUGGAGGGAGAAGAGGAAGAAGGUCUUCGGUUGUGGCAUCUAGUAAAGCCAAGCGAAGACACUGAAAUCCCCAAACACAGGAAGAGCAGCAUGAGAGAGAGAGAACGUGCAAAAGCCAUCCCAGAGAUCUACCUUACACGACUGCUUUCAAUGAAGGGCACUCUGCAGAAGUUUGUUGAUGAUGUGUUUGUAGCCAUAUUGAGCACCAAACGGCCUCCACCUAUCGCUGUCAGAUUCUUUUUUGACUUCCUGGAUGACAUGGCAGAGAAACACGGCAUUGACGACCCCGAGACGGUGCACAUUUGGAAAACAAAUAGUUUACCUUUGCGUUUCUGGGUGAACAUCUUGAAGAACCCUCAGUUUGUGUUCGACGUGCAGGUGACAGAUAGCGUGGAUGCUGUCCUCUCCGUUAUCGCACAGACCUUCAUUGAUUCCUGCACUACAUCCGAGCACAAAGUGGGUCGGGAUUCACCUGUCAAUAAGUUGUUGUACGCCAGAGAAAUUCCACGAUACAAGCAGCUGGUGGAGAGGUACUACAGUGAUAUUCACAACGCAGUGUCUGGCUGUUACCAGGAAAUGAAUUCCACCCUCACAGAGCUGUCAGGGAGUUUUGCAUCAGAGAUGAACAGUGUGGUGGCAUUGCAUGAACUGUACAAAUACAUCAACAAAUACUAUGAUCAGGUUAUCAUGUCUCUGGAGGAAGACGCUGCGGGGCAAAAGAUGCAGUUGGCGUAUCGCCUGCAGCAGGUCGCCGCCCUGGUGGAGAAUAAAGUCACUGACCUUUAGGCUUUGACCUUUGACCUUUUUAAAGCUCAUCAAUAAUCACAUCUGAGAGUCCAAUCAGUGCUUUUUCGAGCAAAGUAUUGAUUAAUCAGCUGAUGAAAUCCAACCACAGCACUAAACCCUGCCCUUCUCGCGUGCUUGCGUGACUUUUCAAAUGAGCACUCGGCGAAUUCUUAACAAAAGGGAACAGGAAAUGAAGUAAUGAUCACCUCCUUUCGAUGACACCUUAAUGGGAUUUUUAUUGGAGAAGGAUCUGUUUUCAAACUGAAGUUACGAACUACUCAUAGUAGUACUGACAAAUUCAAAAUUGUGUGCAUGUUUGUUAAUUGGUUGUGUGUAUGUCCAAAAGGGGCUGCUGUAUAUGUGAUGCUUACUUGAUUCAAUUUUGAUGACACUACUGAAGCAACUCUCACAUGUAUUGUGACAUGCUGAGAUGUUUGUACUUUCAUUCCAUUGAUCGAAGUUUCAUGGACUGCUACAAGUCGACCUCUGUCAUAUUCAACCAUUACAGUCAUCUUGGUGCUUUGGACAUCCACCAUUAACUUCAUCUAUAUGGAGUAUUGUGGUCCAGGUUUAGAGGUGUCUGUGUUUUCUUUUUGCUUAGUUUUUAUGCUUCAUUAUCAAAACUCAAAAUCAAAGACUGGCCAUGUGGUAUUAACAUUUUAUAAUAACAUUUCUACAUUAGACUUGUAGAUCACGCAAGUAUUAAACUUGGAACAUUUACGUGGAAUUUUCUAGAGCAAAUCUUUGCACAUAAGUGCCAUAAGUUACGAGAGCACAAUAUUUGUGUGCACGUUAUUGUGUGAUUUUAUGAGUGCAUGCAAGUGAAAGUCACAAAUUCACAGUUUUUGAGGAGUUUUUACACACGGGGAUGCUAAAUGACCUUUUGACCUAUCCGAUAGUCUGAUUUCAGGCUUGUAGCACUAUGAUCUUAUUAAGUUUGUCAUAGCAUCAAUAUGCCUUCACUCCCAAGAUUUCUGGUUUUUCUAACAAAAACAUGUACAGGUCACAUUUCACCCCAAAAUCAAAAGAAAAACACAUUUGAAGCCUGAUUUAUGACCAUUAAGAUUUUCAGCCGUGUUCAAUAGUUUUCAUGACAAUCAAGCACUCUUCCCACACAAAUUCUCAUUACCGUAAUGCAUCCAGGCAUUUUUGUCAUUCCCAUGAUUGCCAAUGGUGAUUAUGUAGAUAUACUAUUGCUUUUUUUCAUUUAAAUCAUCAUUAAAUUAAAGGCAUAUAUACUAUCAUGAUAUUUAUUUGCUUUACACCAAUGACAAUUUUAGUUUAUUUUUCUCAUUACGAUAAUGUGAAUUGGGGGUGGGGGGUUUCAUUGUCAUUAUAAAUGACAUUAUAUAAUGUCACAAUGCCAAAAGUCUUAAUGAACCUAAACUAGAAUUUAUAUAUCUUGAUUUUGGGGUGAAAUAUGACCCAGUUCGCCAAUACUUGCAUUAAAUUCAAUAGCACAAGGUAGCACAUUUCUCCAAGAUACAAUAUCAUGUGAUUUGUGUCUCAAAUGAAAUUCAAAGAGAAGCAACUGGGACACGUGGUUUCUUGGGUGAUAUUAAAAACAAAAUUGGGUCAGUUUGGGAUCAUCUUUGGAUUUUGGGGUGGCAGGCAGCGAAAAGCAUCUUUAUUGCUCUGUUCCAGUAAUUAGAAAAGACGCAGUUGAAUUGAGAGUUGUGUAAUUCAGACACUGCAUAGAAACUAACUUAUUAUAUUGUAAAUAAUGCUUAUUUAUACAUGACUGCCAAAUGUGCCUUCUUUGUUACAUUUUAUAAUGUCUACCCAUUGCUUGACAUUACUUGCCAAAUCGAGAAGAUGAUGAACUGUGGCACUGCUGUUGCCUGUGAAGAAAGUGUGAAUUAGUAAAGAUCAAUAGUGACUUGAGUUCAUUGGGCUGUUGGUCACUGGACUUCAGUGUGUCUCAGGAUUACAGCCACUGAUCUAAAUGCAUUCAGUAUAAACACUCUUGUAGCCAAAUUAAUUUCUAGUUCAGUCCAACACUUCAUUUCCAACCUGCUUGUCGCAGGUGACAAAAGUGUGAAUUGUAACGAUUUCAGCUUUGAAUUUACAUUUUAUGUUAUGUGAAUCUGUUCUUAUUUGCUUGUUCAAAUUAUAUUUUGUUUCUUACCCAAAGCACUUUGUGUGUACAUUUUGGUUCACCCACAAUGUCUACAUUUUUGUAAAGCUUAACGAAUUAAGGGAUAUGUGCUUUAAUGCAAUCUCUUCAUGUAUAAAACUGAAACUAACAUUUGAAUCUUUCUCAUUUAUUCGAGGGUCACUGCUAAACCCCUGAUUGAUGCUUUUAUAUGUAUUAGAUGCUAUCUGGACAUCUAUGUGAAAUGCAUUUUCGAAGGAUUUUCUGGUCCUGCAUUUAGUUAUGUGACAGUUCAUCAUACUAAUGUAUGCCGGAGGUUGUGUUGUAAAAAUAUGAAAUGAUAACUCAACUAUUAGUUUGCUCAUCCUGUGUAUGUUUAUUAGCCUGUUUUUGAAUGCAUUUUGCCUCAAUGUAUUUUUGAUUAUUAUAGACUGAUGCAUGCUUGAGAUUUGAUUGGAUUUCUGAUUGGUAUGGUCGAUGAGAGGUCCACUCUACAGACAGCAUUAUAAGUGCAUGACUCUCAAAAACAUGAGUGGACCACUGUGUGCGUGUGCACUAAAAUUUGUAGGUAUUAGUAGUGCUUUGUACAUAAUGGUGAGGUUAUGUGCGAAUCUCCUUUUAUUCAUUUCUUUGUGUAAAUUUGUAUUUUAUUUUUAAACAGUCUUGCAAUUGACUGUCUUGCCAAUCAUGUGGAAUACAGCUUUGUAUCUUUGCAGAUAAACAAUUCAGCCUGUUGCUUAAAGGAUUGUUGGUGUAUAUGAAGCCCUUGCCCGGCACCAUGUUUUACACAACUUUUGUACAAGGGAAAAAAAUAAUAUAGUAAUUUUCUAAUGAAGUUGGGGUUAAAAGAGAACUUUCUAAAGAGACCCAUUCUAAAGACUUGCUCUUUUGUAUUUGUAUUGUGUAUAGUUUGCUAACAAUUGUGUAUAUGUGCCUGUACAUAUUGUGAAGAAGACGAUUCUUUUCUUCUCAUUACUUUUUUUCAGCUUGGAUAGAAUUACUCUCUCCAUUGAGGAGAAAUUGGGAGCCAAAAUUAAAAAAUGAGUGUAAUAGAUAUUUGUAUCUGGAAACAAAUAAAGCUAUAAUUUUAACAAUGAAGACAAAUGUGUUUAAAGGAUUAAUUCACACAAAAAUGAAAAUUCUCCCAUAAUUUACUCACCCACAUGCCAUAUGACUUUAGUUCUU